AUGCCUGUAGUUCAGGCGACUCUUUCUUUUGUCUUGGAGCUGGGUGAAUUUCACAAUGUGGACUUGUACCAUCGUGGCUUCUAUCAGAUCCGUGCGUACUUCAAGACCAAUGGACAGUCCAAUACUGCCGUCACGGCCAAUCAACCACCAUCCAAAUACAGUGCUGUUGUUGAACCGCCCACUGUUUGGAAGCGUUCCAAUUCUCGCAUGCUUGUUCCCGAGGCUGUUCACCCCUCGUUCAUCGAGCCUCGUCAGACCAAUCCGGUUUAUUUACCUGAUAAAAUGUGCAGUAAGACACUGAAAAUUAUGUACCGUGAAGAAUCCGUGAAACUUAAUGACGUUUUCGAACAAAGAAUAUUGAUCCAAGUGGAUCCAACCAAACUGGACGAAUCGAUUAUAAAACAGGAAAUUUUCCUUUGCGUGGAAUUGUGGUUUGCAGAAGAAACUCCAGAUAACGCAUUCUCAGUCAACUCUCUGGAGAGGGUGUACGAAAGACAACUUCGGGUACAGCUGACGCCGACGCGCGGUUUACAUUACCACUUUGAUGUGUUUUUCGACUACUUUCAUCUUUGUGCAGUCGAGAUGGCCAUACACGGAGCGCUCACAAACGUCUCUCCUAGCAUCAUCAGCUCGUCGAAAAUAUCACCCCGUUCGACUCCAUUACCUCGUUCCGGCUCCACACAAAGUCUGAGUCAACAGACGUGGCAUAGCAUUUUGUUUACCGUCCGAAACCAUACCAGUCGAGUUCAACUGGCAUGCAACAUCCAUCAACAUUUGUGCCACGUCCUUCUGGCCGCCCGGGAAUCAAUGCUCAUGUUCUGGAGGGAAGUGCUUCCCUAUUUGCCAGUGCAAUACAGGCCUCGAAUCGGCACAGCUAAUUUUGCCGCCAAACUAGAGGAGUUGACCAAACAAAUGCACAAUUUGACCAGCGACGAAGAAAUGGCCAACCAAUUGUCAUUGGAUAUCGCACGUCUCUCGUCUCAGAACACGGCACUAUUGAAACAGUUGACCAAAUCCACCGCUCUGCAAUCCAAAGCGACCGCCUAUUUGAGGCGUAAGACGCAUCAAGUUCGAGUCAUCUACGAACACAGUAGCUCAUUCAAUCGCGGUUCUCCUCCAGUAGAACCCCGAUUUAGCAACUGA
Echinostoma caproni is the source of this 1143-nucleotide messenger RNA. Lineage: Eukaryota; Metazoa; Platyhelminthes; Trematoda; Plagiorchiida; Echinostomatidae. The record is from the annotation of a GenBank genome assembly.